Thermothelomyces thermophilus ATCC 42464 is the source of this 648-nucleotide messenger RNA. RefSeq lists its product as uncharacterized. NCBI's taxonomy places the organism in Eukaryota, Fungi, Ascomycota, Sordariomycetes, Sordariales, Chaetomiaceae. The record is from RefSeq and is a predicted model, not a curated record. Gene Ontology annotation, biological process: protein localization to ciliary inversin compartment. The transcript has a single exon. Bases 1 to 648 code for a protein of 215 amino acids. Gene Ontology annotation, molecular function: protein binding. Gene Ontology annotation, cellular component: ciliary inversin compartment.
AUGGUUACCACACUUGCUGCUUUGGCCCGCACCUGCCGGGUACACCACUGGGUUUUCAACGAUAAGCUCUACGACGCCGACGCCGUGCACCCCAAGGGAUCGCUAGCCGUGUUGUGGGGUGCAGCGGUCGGUCGGAUCAGGAGCAUGGAGCUGGCUCUCGCUCACGGGGCCAACAUCAACUGGAGAGGGUACGUUGGAAACCUGCCCGACCAGCGGCAGGUUCCUGACGCUUAUCCCGUAUUAAUCACGGCGCGCGACGUACGGGGUUCGACGAGGGACAGGCCGCGCCCGCAGGCCGGAGCACUGCAUCUUGCAAUCAAGAUGGGCAACGAUGAGGCCGUCGAGUGGCUUCUGGCCCACGGGGCGAGCGUCCAGCUGUGGUCCAAGUUCAUCUGUGACUGCUACGGCGAUCGGUAUCGGGCCCUGAGGUUUGAGACGUGGCCGGUCGGGUACUGCUGCAAUCCGAAGUGGUACGCGCUCCACCUCGCCAUCUGCUUUGGCCGCCUCUCGGCUGUCCGCCUGCUCGUCGAGGCGGGUGCGUCUCUCGAGAUACUCGUCCACGGCGGCAAGUCCGCCUACCACGGCCCGGCUCCCACGACCUACAGCACUGCAAAACGCCGCAUACGCCGGGAACUGGCGGAUCUUUGA